This is a messenger RNA of Aureobasidium pullulans EXF-150, 1016 nucleotides long. Its product is annotated as alpha/beta-hydrolase. Bases 11 to 742 code for a protein of 243 amino acids. Gene Ontology annotation, molecular function: hydrolase activity. Lineage: Eukaryota; Fungi; Ascomycota; Dothideomycetes; Dothideales; Saccotheciaceae. The transcript has 2 exons. The record is from RefSeq and is a predicted model, not a curated record.
CAACAUCAACAUGUCCGAGUGCUGCAAAUCUGGAUUCAAGUGGAACGGUACAUCGACCGGCAAGGAGACGUCCCUCGGCAAGAACCAGGCCUACGUCACCGGCGACAACAAGGAUGCCGCCGUCCUCAUCGUCUGCGACGUCUUUGGCUGGAAGCUGCCCAACAUCCGUCUGUUGGCCGACCACUACGCAAAGGAAGCCAAUGUGACCGUCUACGUCCCCGACUACUUCGAUGGCGAAGUCGUCGACGAAGACGCCCUUUCGAACCCCGAGAAGCGCGAGAAAUUCGACGUCAUGGCCUUCAUCGGCCGCAACAGCAAGGAAAUCCGCUACCCUGAAAUCCUCGCAAACGCAAAGGAGCUCAAGUCUCAAUACAAGAAAGUCGGCGCCAUUGGUUUCUGCUACGGUGCCUGGGCUGUCUUGCGUCUGGGCAGCAAGGACGAGCCUCUGAUCGAUUCCGCUGCUGUCGCCCACCCUUCUCUGCUUGAGGAGUCGGAGAUUGCAAACAUCGGUGUUCCGGUGCAGUUCAUCUCGCCCGAGACCGAUCCCAUGUUCACUCCCGAGCUCAAGGAGUUUACCCUCAAGACUUUGCCCGGAUUGAACGUUCCUUUCAAUUACGACUACUACCCCGGUCUGGUCCACGGUUUCGCCACUCGUGGUGACCAGAGCGACCCCAAGCAAAAGGAGGGUCUGGAGAGAGCAAAGAACUCUGCUGUUUACUGGUUCAAGCAGUUCUUGCACUGAGCAAUUGCUGUAGCCGCUUCUUCCCUUACUUUGUGUAUAUACCCCCCUUUUCUCCCUGGAAGAGUUCCCGAGCUUAGAUGGGAAGAUGAAUGAGAUGAAAUGUCCUUUUGAUACUUUGUGCUCCUGUUUUGAGUCUUCUAAUUCACUUCUUCUUGGUCCACCCACAACAGGUAGUAAUAACUCGUUAUUGGUCCUCUAGCCUCUGCGAUCUGUUUGACUUCAAGCAGAAACAGUGUUGUACCUCGCAAUAUAUAGUCAAGAAGCGUGCCAAAGG